CAAACAUAGUUCUCAAUAACGGGAAAUAUGUAAAAGCUAUAAAACUCGGCCUUGAUCCCUUGAUCGCAUGGCUGCUGGAUCGGGAGCAGGUUCUGCCAAGGCCUCGAUCAAUAAUCAAUCGAUCCUCUCCUGACGUCAUGUUUCCUUCGAACUCGGCCUCGGGGUCGCACGGUUCCGAGGAUCAGGAAAUGGGCGUGAGAUCUAGGAGGAGAAGCUCCCCUCCUAGAUCCUAGGGGAGCUUCUCGGUACGAGUUCGAUGACGGGGAGGGCGAGAAUCUGGUCGAUGGUUCUUACCAGCUCGUGGAACUGGACGGACAGGAAAUUCUGGCCGAGCACACUCACUUCUGCGAGUUGUGCGGGAAGGGAUUCAAGAGAGACGCGAACCUGAGGAUGCACAUGAGGAGCCACGGAGACGAGUACAAAACUCCCGAGGCUCUGGCCAGGCCCCAGAAGCCCAUAGACGAGCAGACUCCGGAAAUCCCCAAGAGGUUCUCGAGUCCGCACGUCGGCUGCAAGCGCAACGUGAGAUUCUGCGUGAGAUUAAGAUCUAGAAGGUAGCAAGUCGGCUUCACAAUAUAUAGUGAAGCCGAUUUCUGUUUCUUCUGGAGGGAAGAUAAUGGAGGUCUCUCCAUUAUAGUCCCUUCAGAAGUGUUUCUUCCACUCAUCCAGUCUGAACCCAUGAUCUGCAAGACCGGCAGUUCGCGCCUGCCACAUUAUGCGCCAUGUAACACCUGCCACCGAGGUUAUCAAAUGUCUUCUCUAUUAAAUUCAAUAUCGAGCUAAAUUUUUUUGUAUACAUUGAAUACUGGUCCUGUAUAUUGU
This is a messenger RNA of Marchantia polymorpha subsp. ruderalis, 822 nucleotides long. Lineage: Eukaryota; Viridiplantae; Streptophyta; Marchantiopsida; Marchantiales; Marchantiaceae. The record is from the annotation of a GenBank genome assembly.